Molecule: messenger RNA, 2445 nt
Organism: Phyllostomus discolor (pale spear-nosed bat)
Lineage: Eukaryota; Metazoa; Chordata; Mammalia; Chiroptera; Phyllostomidae
Gene: ZBED3
Product: zinc finger BED-type containing 3
Exons: 2
Coding region: 1310-1984 (224 amino acids)
Biological process (GO): regulation of transcription by RNA polymerase II
Molecular function (GO): transcription cis-regulatory region binding
Source: RefSeq, a predicted model, not a curated record
CUCCCUUCCCCUCUCAUAAAUAAAUAAAUAAAUAAAUUUAAAAAAUGAUUCUUGCAGUGGUCUCUAACUCCUCUCCUCAUUCCUCUACUCCCAUUUUUGGGACUUAAGUAAGUCAAUAAAUCUCUUGGGGGAAAUCUAGCCUUUAAUUUCUAAAGAGCUUUUAUACUAAUCAAUCAUCAUGAGUAACCAUAUUCAAAUCAAUGCCUAUUGUAUCAGAAGACAUGUAACUUGCUGUUUCUUUUAUUAAAAGAGACCUGGUACUUAUCUUUUUGGCUGAUUCUUGUAAAUUCAUCUUUUUUCAAAAUUCGAGAGAGAUAUUAAAUGCCAUGACUGAUCCUAAGUAGACUUACUUAGUGGGAAAAGAAAUAAUGAGGCUUAGUAAGUGGUAAUUCAUCUGUAAUAAGGCUAUAGCAAUUGAAUUAAAAUCUUAAAGUAAAUCAUAUUGAUACAGCAACUUAUUUCUCCUGUUCUCAUCCUUGUCUUCAGUCAUUCAUCAUUGCAUUUAAUAAAAGAGAUUCUGAAACGUUAUCAUGUCACUGCUGCUGGUUCAAACCCUGACAGUAUGAACGAGCAUUAGCUACCUCCCUGUGCAGCAUUCUCCCACCUUGGCCUUGACUUCCCCCUGAAAUAAGUUCUCAGAUGAGUUCCAAGAGCCUGUCCUAUGUUCUCUCACUGUCUUUACACUUUCAAAUCAAGUCUGUCUGGAAUCAUGCAUUUGGUCCUUUGUGAGGUCAUUUCCUAAGGAAUAAACUUCACCUUUCCUAUCCCCCCUUGUGUGAUGGGUUAUUGCAGUGGUAAAUUGUUUUCCUAAUGGAAAAGACUUUGCAGCAAUGGUCACCGCGUAGUGUUUGGAUCCCUUUAACACAGAUAUUUUGUUGGGCAAAGCAAGAGGCUAUUCUUUUUCUUUACUUUUUUUUCUUAAUUAAAAGUAUUGACCAAGCUAUGUAUCUUUCAAAUACAUAGAGAGGGGGCCAGUGAGUUGGGAUGAGCAAUGUGGAAAAUUAAUUUUAUUUGCUGUAUGACUCAAACACUUACUUAGAGGAUCUGAAAAAGCAAACACUAGAAGGACAUGGUGCUAACCAGUGUUUCUAGUUUCUAUCUUUAGGCUGUUUAAUUGAAUUUCUUUUACUCAGCUGCCUGUCCUCUGAAUUUACUCCUAGUACUGUGGAUCAUUCUUCAAAGCUCAGAGCUAAGGCUAUAGUGUUUCUGCCUGAGAACUUGGGUUGGCUGGAAACCCUGAGGCAAUGACAGGGACCUCAGUGCCCUUGGGACAUGGCCCACCAACUAAUUUAAAGAUGCUGCAAAGAGGAUGAGGAGGGACGAACUGGUGGUGACCAUGGAAGAGACAGGUGGGCAGGACGAUGAUGCUGCGCUGGGCAGCCCUUUUCCUGGCCUGGAGCCAGCGCCUGCCGGCCGCCUGGGGGCGCCAUAUUCCGAGGCCUGGGGUUACUUUCACCUGGCCCCGGCCCGCCCUGGACAGCCGUCUGGCUACUGGGCCACCUGCCGGCUGUGCGGGGAGCAGGUGAGCCGAGGCCCGGGCUUCCACGCGGGCACCCCGGCGCUGUGGAGGCACCUGAAGAGCGCACACCGGCGCGAGCUGGAGAAGAGCGCCGCACGCCGUUCACCGCCGCCCGCGCCCAGCCCUGCUGCGGCCGCAGAAGGCGACUGGGCGCGCUUGCUGGAACAGAUGGGCGCGCUGGCCGUACGGGGAAGCCUGCGAGAGCGCGAGCUGGCACGGCGCGAGGCGGCCGUGGAGCAGGGCGAGCGCGCCCUGGAGCGGAGGCGCAGGGCCCUGUUGGAGGAGGAGCGAGCUGCGGCCCAGGCGCGGCGGGAGUUACAAGCCGAGAAGGAGGCGCUGCAGGCGCGGCUGCGAGAACUGAGCCGUCGCGAAGGAGCCUUGACCACGGCCCCCCUGCAGACUCCUCUCAAAGAGGAGCCCGAGGGGGAGAGGGACAGCUACACCAUCACUAAGGUCCAGCUGUAGGUUUGGGCCGCUCUCGCCACCCCAUGCCAGCGCUACCCCAAGUGUGGUCCGCGGACCAGCGUCUUCAGCCUCACCCGGGAGCUGAAUUUCAGCCCGCUGCCUCCCAGUGAAUUGGAAUCUCCAAUGCGCGGCCUUGAAAAGCGCGUCUGAGGCCUGAACAAAACCAAAAAUCAUUCCUACUCUGGAGUCGCUUGGGGUGCCUGGGAGCGCAAGCUCCAGCGGCUCCCUUUGCUGUUGGCAUUUAGUGGGCAUCGUGCAUGGAGCGGUUUCCCUCCAAAUGACUUUGGGAAUGAUAGCUCCAGCAGCCCGUAGAACCUAAAUCUUCCAAGGCCUUCUACCUGGUGGCUCUGAAAGGACAGAAGCUUCCUUACACGCCAAAGACGACCACACCACGUGCCUGUACACCAGCUGGGACAACCCAGGGUGGAGGGUCCAUGGAAAUAAUGGUAAAGCAUUUUAUC